AUCAGGGAAGCGCUGGCUGGAGCACUAUCUGGUUCUUUGCGGGUGACACCAACGGCAACGUUUAUAAAUCGUUUCUGAAGGAAUAUGACGCCCGACAGCGAGAAAUGCUUAAUACAUUUCCUUCCACAGCUGACGCGGAGGGAUCGCUUCCGAAGUUAGCGUGGUCAUCAUCGUCCUCUUUUGUCGCUCUCGUUUCGGACCAGCUGGCCGUUAAGAAUUCCCAUAAAAUUCCGGAAAAUCACUAUCAGCCAAGCAUUAUCACCGCUAAUCAGUGUUCCCAGCAGGGUAUCGUUAUCGUGGUACAGCAGUGCCAGGAAGUGACCGGAAAGCUGCAGGUGAUGGGAAGCACUUUCGUCAUCGAACGGCCGCAUAAGAUCCGCAAAGAUUCUGCGGAGGGGGAUGCUGUCGUCAUAGAGUUGACGGUGCAAGAAUGUGUUCGUGUCCGCUUUCCUGACGAAGCUACCUGCAAAGAUUUUCUUAAAAAGUUUGCGGACUCCUGGUCAUGGUGGCGUGCUGCGUAGGUUAUUCGAAACAGUGUCACACUUUACCCUAGCAAAUACUGUUAGCAUAAGCUUUUAAUU
Paramacrobiotus metropolitanus is the source of this 581-nucleotide messenger RNA. RefSeq lists its product as uncharacterized. NCBI's taxonomy places the organism in Eukaryota, Metazoa, Tardigrada, Eutardigrada, Parachela, Macrobiotidae. Bases 105 to 521 code for a protein of 138 amino acids. The record is from RefSeq and is a predicted model, not a curated record. The transcript has 2 exons.